This is a messenger RNA of Triticum turgidum subsp. durum (durum wheat), 1287 nucleotides long. The record is from the annotation of a GenBank genome assembly. NCBI's taxonomy places the organism in Eukaryota, Viridiplantae, Streptophyta, Magnoliopsida, Poales, Poaceae.
AUGAGGGAUCCGGAAGCGCCCUCGCUGGUGAGGCUGCCGGAGCACGUGGUGCUGGAGAUCCUCGCGCGCGUGCCCGGCGUCGCCGACCUCUUCCGCUGCGCGGCCGCGCGCAAGCGCUGGCGCGACCUCGUCACCGAGCCGUCCUUCUUGCGACGCCGCUGGCCGGAGGGCGCGUGCCACUGCUCCUCCCUCGUCGGCUUCCUCGGCCGGGAGCGGCGCCGCGGCGGGGAAGGGCCGCCGGGCUCCAGCUUCGUCCGCGCGCCGGGGUCGGUGCUCGGCCCCGGCCGCCCCCUGCUCGGCUCCUUCGUCCCGGGCGCCGCCGGCCUCCUCGACGACCGCGUCGUGCCGCUCGCCUCGCACCGCGGCGUGCUCCUCGUGUGCUUCGGCGCCGAGGCGGAGGCGGAGGCGGAGCCGGAGCCCGGCGUCGACCGCCUCGCCGUGUGCAACCUGCUCUCGGGCGCGUGCCACGUGCUCCCCCCGCUGCGCUGCGACUGGUUCUUCGACUACUUUGGCACUAGCGCCCACGCCGUCCUCACCGGCGCGGACUGUUGCCCCGACGACGGCCAGCGGCAAUCGCCGGACCCGGCCUCCUUCAAGGUGCUGGUCGUCGGCGUCAGCGACGACCGGCGGCACUACGUUCUCCGCACGUUCUCCUCCGGUGACCCGAGCUGGAGCGCGCCCAGCGAGUGCUUCGACCCGGUAGAGCGCGGCAUCUUCGGGCCGUUCAAGCGGCGCAGCGCCGUCGUGAGCCACGGGACGGCGCACUGGGUCCUCUGGGACCUGGUGAAGUUCCACGUCCUCGACGUGAACGCCGCCACUCGCCACGCCUCCUUGCAGGAGCUACAGACCCCGCCGCCGGCGGGCGACCUCCCCCUGUACGAUUCGCCGCAUCUGAGCGUCGGACCAAACAAGGCGGCGACGCUGUCGUCGCUUUGUCUGUCGAGCCAAGAUCCCCAGGUGGAGAUCUGGACGCGGCGGGACGGCGGCAAAGCGAGCGACGAGGAUUGCGGCGGUGACUGGCGCCGCGAUAGGGUGAUCGAGAUGACACCCGAGCAGAACCAGAUCGUCGACAGGCCACGGUGCAUGUGCGCCGGAGACAGGAGCGGCACGCUGUUGAUCACUGACCGUUGCCGGUGCAUGUACAUUUUACAUCUGGAGAAUGGCGCCAUGGAGGAGGUGACGGACCACCUCCGUGGCCUCCGCGACUACAAGACCGCCAUGGCCGUCGAGAUAGAUUGGCCGGCCUUCUUCGUCUGUCGGCUUCUUGGUGGAAAGGCACAUGUUUAA